Messenger RNA from Nanorana parkeri, 1713 nucleotides. It is a transcript of the gene FBXO31, whose product is annotated as F-box protein 31. Bases 1 to 1713 code for a protein of 570 amino acids. The record is from RefSeq and is a predicted model, not a curated record. NCBI's taxonomy places the organism in Eukaryota, Metazoa, Chordata, Amphibia, Anura, Dicroglossidae. The transcript is spliced from 11 exons.
AUGUCAGAGCCCGCUGAAACUCAACAAGAGAGUUGCGCAGUCUCCUGCCACGUUAAGGGAGUGUUGAAGCUGCCGGCACAUCACAGCAAGCUGUUAGAGACUGCUGAGGCGCUUCAGGAAACUGUCUUCCUGAACCUCGACAAGAGACUGUUCGUCUUCUGCCAUGAAAACCUGCGCAAGCUGGAGGUGGCGGGAGUCUCCUGCAGAGAAGUCUACGUGAAACGUAUAAACCCGCGGGUGAAGUCGGGUCGCUUUAUGAAACUCCUUCCAGACUAUGAGAACAUGGAGCACAGGGAUGUGUACGCCCAUCUGCUCCACCAGUAUCGUGACAUCUUAGGCCUGUGGCAGCCUGACCUCGCUGAUGUCCUCGCCUGGCCUUCCGCGUCCUUGCCUGGCCUUCCGCGUCCUUGCCUGGCCUUCCGCGUCCUUGCCUGGCCUUCCGCGUCCUCGUCUGGCCUUCCUCGUCCCCGUCUGGGCUUCCUUGUCUGGCCUUCCUCGUCCUUGUCUGGUCUUCCUCGUCUGGGCUCCUUCGUUCUUGCCUGGACUUACCCGUCCUUGGCUUGUCCCCCUCAUCCUUGUCUGUUUUUUCUCGUCCUCAUCUGGCCUUCCGCGUCCCCGUCUGGUCUCCCUCGUCUGGCCUUCUGCGUCCUCGUCUGGCCUUCCUCGUCCCCGUCUGGUCUCCCUCGUCUGGCCUUCCUCGUCCCCGCCUGGUCUGCCUCGUCUGCCCUUCCUCGUCUGGCCUUCCUCGUUUCCAUCUGGCAGGUGGACGGAUUCUUCAUCAUAGGCUGGAUGUACCUACCUCCCCACGACCCGCAUGUGGACGAGCCCAUGAGGCUGAAACCCGUAUUCCGCAUCCACCUCAUGGAGAAGAAAACCGCCACCGUGGAGUGUAUGUACGGCCCCAAGGGGCCCCACAGCGGACAGAUCCAGAUGGUGAAGAAGGACGAGUUCUGCACCAAAUGCCUUCAGACCGACUACCACCGGAUGUCCGGAGGGCGUCAAGAGGAAUUCCGGACGUGGCUGCGAGAUGACCUGGGCAGGACGCUGGAUGAUAUCUUCCACGAACACAUGCAGGAGCUGAUCCUGAUGAAGUUCAUCUAUAUCUGCCAAUACGACAAUUGCCUUACUUACCGCCGGAUAUACCACCCGCCCAGCCGGCCGGACGACCUGGUAAGGCCCGGCUUUUUCAAGGGCACCUAUGGAAGCCACGGCCUGGAGAUAGUCAUGCUGAGUUUCCACGGGACGACCGCCAAGACCACGAAAAUAACGGGAGACCCCAACGUCCCGGCCGGACAGCCGACUCUCGAAGUAGACCUGACCCGGCCGGUGCGGCUUCCCAGCAUGGAGCAGUUACGCAAUUUCUCCGAACUGUCGCGGCUCAUCAUGAUCACCAGGGAGAAGCUGCUGGCGGAAGGUGCGGAGGAUGCUGGGAGCGGCAGCAGGGCGGAGCCUGCGCCGUCGCCGCCUGUCGCCAGGGCAGAGGAGAGCGCCGCCAAUGGACACGACACCAGCCAAAAUGGGGAGCAGCCACCUCAGGAGGUGCAGGCGUUUGUCCUCCCCGAGGAGGUGAUGGCGCGGAAUGAAGAUUACCCCCGCAGCUGUAGAAUUUGGCUUUUUCCCCCUUUUAUAAUGCGAAUUACACGCUUCCUGUUUCUGAGUGGCUACGCCCACUCCUUCACUGUAGAGGAAGCCAUGGUUGUCACUGUUGAGUAG